Molecule: messenger RNA, 3171 nt
Organism: Sitodiplosis mosellana (orange wheat blossom midge)
Lineage: Eukaryota; Metazoa; Arthropoda; Insecta; Diptera; Cecidomyiidae
Exons: 5
Coding region: 438-2396 (652 amino acids)
Source: RefSeq, a predicted model, not a curated record
AAGAUGGCGUCAACAUACUUGAGUUCUUCGGUUCAGCCGCACAUCGCUUGACACGAAAUCAAUCUGUGUGUUUGUAUGAACGAACACAGCACACACCACACACCAACAAAAAUGCUGUUUACCGCUCUUUUCUGUCGCUCUGACAAACACAACUGAGACUAGACAUUGGCAAUUCACCGUAAAAACUAAUGCACACAAAUUUGUGAGGGGUUUGCGUCGCACAAAGUAUCGCGCCAUUUGAAGCAACACACUAUAACAUAGCACACGUGUUUUUUUGCAUCGACAAACCAGUUGCAGAACAUUGUCAGACGUUCAGUUGUUUUGCACACGAAAAAAGUCAAAAUUAGGAAUUGAAUCAAAAAAUAGUUGGAAGAUAAAUACAUUUGGCUUUGUGUUCGAUUGUUUGCGGCUUUGAAGGACAAAAUACAAUUGCUGUCAUGGAUAAAACAUCUGAUGCCAAAGAAGUUCAAGCAAGCGGUUCAUGGUUUCGAGGCUUUGGUAAUGCGUUGCAAGGUUUGGCGCAAAAUCUGGUGGACACCAGCCGUGCAGCGUUCCGACCGCAUUUGGAUGACGCGGAAGAUAUUGACCAAAACGAAGCACCGCCAGCCAAACGACGCCGAUUGACUCAAGAUCUGUCAACAGUUGGCGACGAAGAUCAAGGCCAGUCAUCAACUGGCAAUGUAUAUGAGCCAGCAAUUGCUGCAGUUGCAGAGAGUGACACACAAAGUUCUGAUACCGAAAGUGUUGCUGUGUCGGUCGGUACCGUUAAACGUAAAUUAUUUCUAGACGAAAAAAACGACACACACAAUUAUGACGAAGCAGACACCGAAUGGGUUGUGUCGGUCGGUACCGUUAAACGUGAAAUGAUCGAAGAGGAACAGAACGAAAUAGCUGAUGUUGACGAAGCUGAUACUGAACCGUUGAACGAGCAAAUUGAAGCUGAUACCGAACCGUUCAUCGAACAAGGUGAAGCUGAUACCGAACCAGCUGAGGCGGCGAAAAAACCGAAAAUGUACUUCGACUGGUUGGACGAUAAGACGUUGGUGAAGAUUUUCGAUCAAUUGAACUUGUACGACUUGUUGCAAAUGGCCGAUGAAGACCCACGCAUCGAACAGGUUAUCGCCGAAAAGAUCAUGCCAUCGCGAGUGCUCAAUAUCGGAGAAAUCAGCAAACACUACUCGGUUCGACAUGCGUUUAAGCAUUUCGGCCGAUUUGCACCGGAGGUCGUGAUGAGUCUAAGUGACAUUCAAUGGAAAGACGACAAAUUGAGCGAGAUCGAGGAGAUUUUUCGACUCAUUGGAAAACGCUGUUCGGACGGAAAUCUCAAGAAACUGUCCAUUACAUUUGACAUCAAAGACAAGAAAUCAUGUGAAUUCCGCACAGAUAUCUCCGAAUGCUUCAAGACACUCGAAUCGCUGACAAUAAUGCACUGCAAACGCCAAUCCGCUGAGUUUGAUCAUUGCCUCAAAUCAUUGCUGGCCGGUUGCACUGGGAUGAAAUCAUUGACGCUGAAUCAAAUCAAAUCAAAUGGCAAAUUUCUGUCAGCAUUGGAGGCCAUCAAGAUCCAGGAGUUAACGAUUGAGAGCUGCCGUCUCACUGAAUCUAAAUUCUGGCUCGAAAUGGUGCAAAAGGGAAUUCCGUCGUUGAAGUCGUUCAAUUGGAACAACUUCGUCAUUGCUGGACUAGAUAUGCUCGAGGAAGCAUUCGCUCAUAUCAGCACGGCUUUUCGCAACCUCGAAGAAUUGUGUUUCGAUACAGCGUUCGUUUCAAUGGAAAAGUUCAUCACGUUUGCCAAGUUGCAGCAUAAUCCUUUAAAAGUUCUACGCCUGAAAUGUUCGUGGUAUGACUACGAUGUUCCGGUGGCACUGUCACAAAUGCCGUACCUUCAGGAACUACACAUCGAUAUUCAUGAUCGCUGGGCUCACUGGAGCUUCCGAAGUCGCCACUAUUACCAACGUCGCUUUAGCCGCAACGGCGAAGAGAAAAACGCAGCCUGGAAAAAUGCUAUGCAAUGCUUCACGAAACUAGAAAUCAUCAAGAUUCAAUCGACACAAUAUUGUUUUGACUGGGGUACGUAUAUUGAUUUCGUGGCCAAUUUGCCCGACGUUCGAGAAGUUGGUUUCAAGGGAACCCGCGCAUUCCGACAGAAGCACAUCGAGGAUAUUGUGUCGAUGUCACCACAAAUACAUACGCUGAAGCUGGACGUUCCGAUCGAAGCGUCAUUCACCCGAAAAUUGUACAACACACUCGUUCGCGAUCGCAGUCGCUGGUAUCGCAAAUCGCCGGCACUCUGCAUUUACAUGGACGCGCAAAAGGUGAGCAGCUUGAAGAAAACCGUCGCUGACUACGCUACAAAAGCAAACUGCAUUUGCCUUCAUUCACCAUCGCAAAUGUAAGUUCCACAUCGAUAUUGACACAGAACCAAACAUUUUAUACCCAUGUAAGGUAUAAAUACGUUUGAAUGGCUGCGAAUAUGAUAUGAAAAUAACGAUGGCCAACUGAUUUCAAGAAGAAAAUCCGUGAAAGCGACAAUUAUUAUUUUUCAAUGAAUUUUUUUCUAUACCACAAGAGUGGUAGUUCAUUUAAACAGACAUAGAAGAAUCAUGUAAACUAACCAGAAGGAAUCGAUUCACUUUGAAUCGCAAUUGAACAUUCAGUUAUUUAUAUUUUGAUCAAAUAUUAUUGUCGACAGAAAGAAAAUGCAAAUAUUUUGAAGACGAAUUUAUUAUAAGGAAGAAACAUGGAUCUAAUUUUGUUUUGAUAAAAACUCUCAGAAUAUUUAAUAGAAAAUUUUCAAAUUGGAUUGAAACCAAUUACACAUUUGUGGAAGAAAAAUCGGAAACUUUCAGUUAUAUCAUUUGUGAUUUGUGAGAAAAAGAAUUUCGAAUCAAAAGAAACAGAUCCGAAUUGCGUUCGAAGGCGUUGACCAAAUUAAAUGUUGAUUUUUUCACAUUAGAAUUAGCGAUGAGAAAAAAACAUUCACACAAGCAUAAACAUAGACAUAUGAACUUGUAAGACAUCAACAAAAUGGAUAAAAAACAAAAAUUAUUGAAGAUAUUGAUUUAUAUUCUGUAAAACCCAUUUAUGAAUACAGUUAACAUUGAGCAUUGAAUGUUCAGCAAAUGAAAACAAUUCAAAUUCGAAAUAAAGCGAUGGAAACCUCACAAGAAA